UCGCGAUGCAUUCUAACUUGCUUCGUUUCUUCGCCGUUGUAACAUAAUAUAGCUCGUGGCUCAUCUAUUCGUCGCUGCGACCAUACCGUUAAUCAUGUCCCCCAAAUGCAACCCCUCCUCGCCAGAUCCAGCAACGUGCCUGAUGAGACGGAGGGUCUGGCCAAUUUGAAUCAUUCCACCCAUCUUACCAUCUUAUAUGCCCAGUAGUCCAAGUCCUUAGCUGCCCAGUAAUCCCGCAACGCCAUGAGGUUUUAUAAAAAAGCAUAGCCUGUCGAUUUCCUGCGUGAUGUCACCUUACUGCAUCUCAGCUCCGUCGUAGUGCUGACUCCACGAGUUCCGUUUCCAGGCUCCAUAUCCACUUACCACGCUGCCACGCUCUCACCCAUGUAGGUCAGCCGGGUGGCCACGCAUCCUGCACCGAGGUAGCACCACUCAGAGCGAAGUGUGAUCGUCGAAGCCUGAGCCUAAGGUAUAGAUAGAGUUCUUAUCCACUCGUUCGCGCCCAGGUAUUGACCUGGAUGGAUCUUUCUUUUACGAUCACUGUUUGCUGCCUUGAUCCGAUUCCCAAUCAGUCAUCUUCGACUCCGUCCCGGCUUUCGACACUUCAAGAUACGGUGGAGGGGAUCACUACCCGGAACAAGAUAACGUAAUGCCGGACCUCUCAUCACUAACGCCGGCCCAACUGCAAGCGUUACUCAACGGGCCGGCCCUCGCACCACCGGAUGGUGUCAUACCAAACUUCGACAACAGGGAGAAUAAGAAUUAUAUCGCCCAAGCAGUAGUACCAUUAUGUCUAACAUUGACGACGAUAGCGGUCUUCCUUCGGGUUUGGGCUAGGAUAUUCUGCAUAAAGAAGGUUGAAUUUCCUGAUGUAUUAAUGACAGUUGCGUUUGGUUGUUAUGUAACAAAUAUCUACUUUGGAUACCGCUUACUAGAGAACCCGGGCGUGUUCGUCCACACAUGGGACAUCCGUUUGAAGGAUCUGUCAAGCGUUCUCUACCCCUUGUUCCUCAGCGCCAGUUUCUAUAUCGGCGUCGUGUUGACUAUUAAGGCGGCGAUUCUUCUCGAGUGGGCCCGCAUUUUCAUCCCAUACGGGGUACGGAACCGUUUCUUCUGGUGUGUAUACGGUGUUCUAAGCGCCAACACCAUAUUCUACAUCAUCGUCCUCUUUCUCAUGAACUUUGCCUGUACGCCGGUUGAGAAGAAUUGGGAUCCGUUAUUUGUCGGUGGAUCCUGCCCUAUCAAUACACAGGCCGUUAACAUCGCAUCGGCCGUGUUGAAUCUCUGCUCCGAUAUAUUUAUCCUACUCCUGCCACAGCGCAUUAUCUGGGGGCUGAAGAUGUCGACGAGGACGAAGACUGGUGUAUCCAUUAUCUUCGCAUUUGGUAUCAUAUGCAUCAUCGCAGCGGGCUUCCGCCUCGGCGCCGAAAUCGACUACACCAAAUCCGACGACAUCAUCUACAACAUCUCGCCGGUACUCCUAUGGGCGCUCGGCGAAAUGACCUGCAUGUUCCUCGUCUUCGGAGUCCCCAGCGGCGCCAAGAUAAUGUCGGACACGCGGAUCCCCAGCAAACUCGCCUCAUCGCUGCGCUCGCUAGGCGGUCGUUUCCAGCGCAACUCCUCAUCGCGCGGCAGCAACACCGGUGCCUCGUCAUGGCCGCGCUCAAGCAUGAUCAUGAACAACUCGAACACGGAAGCCUCGUCGCGGCCGUACUACCGCAAGAUCGACAACGCGCACAGCGGCAUGCUGCUCACGACGAUGGACUCCACGCGCGGCAUGCCGCCGAACGAUUCCCUCGAGUGUCUUAAGGAUAACACGACUGUGCUGCCUGCGGAGCCGGAGGCCGGUAUGAUAAUACGGACGACGCAGUUCGUGACGCGUGAGGAUUACGGCGGGUAUGAGCACGGGCUUGCGAUAGGGGAUGGAUAUGAACGCCAGCAUCCGUGGGCGAAGGAUCGUGUUUAGGAGCUUGGGUUUAUGGGUUUGGGUUUUUGAUCUUCUCGCGAUUGCGAUUUGGUUUGGGUAUGGAUUGGGAAAGGUUAGGUCGUAAAAGACUUCUAAGAGUCUGGAUCGCUUUGGAUAUAUGAGGGCGGACAGAUGGAUACUAGGUACGGAGCUAUAUAUGUGCCGGAAUAGGCCUGUUGGUAGCUGUGUACAGUUUGUACAUAUAACAAUGGUUAUUUAUAUAUGAUUUCCAAGGAUGCGCCGUUGGAAAUAUCUAUUCUGG
Annulohypoxylon maeteangense is the source of this 2228-nucleotide messenger RNA. RefSeq lists its product as uncharacterized. Bases 650 to 1966 code for a protein of 438 amino acids. The transcript is spliced from 3 exons. Lineage: Eukaryota; Fungi; Ascomycota; Sordariomycetes; Xylariales; Hypoxylaceae. The record is from RefSeq and is a predicted model, not a curated record.